UUUCUCUGACAGAUGCUCCUCCACACGAACGAGAAGAGCUUUUCAUCCAGAAGCUGCGGCAGUGCUGCGUUCUUUUUGACUUCAUCUCUGACCCCCUCAGUGACCUGAAGUUCAAGGAGGUGAAGCGAGCAGGUCUCAAUGAGAUGGUGGAAUACAUCACACACAACCGUGAUGUUGUCACCGAGGCCAUCUAUCCUGAAGCUGUUAUCAUGUUUUCAGUGAACCUCUUCCGGACACUCCCACCAUCAUCCAAUCCCACAGGAGCAGAAUUUGACCCUGAAGAAGAUGAGCCUACAUUAGAGGCUGCCUGGCCACACCUUCAGCUGGUGUAUGAGUUCUUCCUCAGGUUCCUGGAAUCACCUGACUUUCAACCAAACGUAGCCAAGAAAUACAUUGACCAGAAGUUUGUGCUGUCUUUGCUGGAUCUCUUUGACAGUGAAGACCCUAGAGAACGAGACUUCCUAAAAACUAUUCUGCACAGGAUCUAUGGGAAGUUCCUGGGUUUGAGAGCAUAUGUGAGGAGGCAGAUCAAUAAUAUAUUUUACAGGUUCAUCUAUGAAACAGAACACCACAAUGGGAUUGCAGAGCUACUGGAGAUCCUGGGAAGCAUAAUCAAUGGGUUUGCUUUGCCUCUGAAGGAAGAGCACAAGAUGUUCCUCAUCAGAGUCUUGUUACCACUGCACAAAGUGAAGUCUCUCAGUGUGUACCAUCCACAGCUGGCAUACUGUGUUGUACAGUUCUUGGAGAAAGACAGCAGCUUGACAGAACCAGUGAUUGUGGGCUUGCUGAAGUUCUGGCCAAAAACUCACAGUCCCAAAGAGGUGAUGUUCUUAAAUGAGCUGGAGGAGAUCCUGGAUGUGAUUGAGCCGUCUGAGUUUGUGAAAGUUAUGGAGCCCUUGUUCAGGCAGUUGGCCAAAUGUGUCUCCAGCCCGCACUUCCAGGUGGCAGAGCGAGCUCUGUACUAUUGGAACAAUGAAUAUAUCAUGAGCCUGAUCAGCGAUAAUGCAGCCAAAAUCCUCCCAAUCAUGUUUCCAGCUCUCUACAAGAACUCCAAGAGUCACUGGAACAAGACAAUUCAUGGGCUGAUCUACAAUGCACUGAAGCUCUUCAUGGAGAUGAACCAAAAGCUUUUUGAUGACUGCACACAGCAAUACAAGGCAGAGAAGCAGAAGGGAAGGUUCAGGAUGAAGGAACGAGAAGAAAUGUGGCAGAAAAUAGAGGAGCUGGCUCGGCUGAACCCCCAGUACCCCAUGUAUUAUGCACCUCUACCCUUGCCUUCUGUGUGCUGUAUGGAAACGGAGACCCCGACUGCAGAGGAUAUACAGCUGCUGAAGAAGACAGUGGAGACAGAGGCUGUGCAGAUGCUGAAAGACCUUAAGAAGGACAAAGUUUUGCUGCGCCGGAAGUCUGAGCUUCCACAGGACGUCUAUACUAUAAAAGCUUUGGAGGCCCACAAGAGAGCAGAAGAGUUUCUCACCUCAAGCCAGGAGGCUCUCUGACGGGCUCAGGAGCUGGCCCAGGAAGCUGUGCCCCAUCCCUUUCCUCCAGGGGUCAUGGAAAUGCACUCGGUUCUCAUGUAUAAGUAAGGAAUGAACAUGGUGAGCUGUGCCUGUCCUCCAUUCCAUCUGCAUACCUCCAGGGUAGAUCUGGUUUUAUGUUAUAACUUGUAUCUCACCACUGUCGUGUCCUGCUUUUUCGCCAUCCUCCUGCUUUUCCACCUUGGCUGUGCAGGGAGCCUGCCUAACCUCUGCUUUUAUCAGUCCAGGCAGGACUCACUUCACUGUGAGCCCAUGUGUGGCUCUGUGCUGCUCCAAACUCCAAGUACACCAUCUCUGCCACACCUGCCACCAUGCUGCCUGUGCAGCUGAGCCCUGCCAUGGUCAGAGGCCAGGCUGAGCUUGGGGCAGAAGCAGAGUUUGUGAAGGCUCUGGUGCCUCUUCAGCCUGCCUUGGGGUGCAGCUCCACAGCUGAAGGGUCUUAAUGUACAGCAGAGGAAACGUUUACUUCCACCUUUCUUUUGCUACAACCCCUUGUUCUGUUGCCCUGUCAGUGGAGUGGGGGUUCAGUGCUUUGCCACCCCCAGUUAAUCUGGGUGCAAGCACUACAUACUAUUGCAGUCCUCCCUUUAGAGCAUCCUUAGAAGCUCUCUUGUGAGAAAGUGAAUUCCUUCUGCUGUUUGUGUUGGUCCGUGCUGACUCAUCUCCUUCCCGAUGUCUUGGGUUAAUUGUGGGCCCAGAAUUAACUUCUCGCUUUGUAGCAGGUGUCAGCCACUGACUUCUACUUUCUUCCUCUACCUGCUCAAUUAAAAUACUCCUGCAGCUCUCCCUUUGUCUCUGUAUCCCAUCCUUAGCUCUUCAGGGCCAGGGUUUCUAGGAAGCUUGUGCUGCUAGUCAUUUCCGCAAGCUAGUGGAAGCAAUGGAUACACCUCACGGGGUGUGGCUGAGUUUGAGUGUUCAAUUUUCUCCUCAUUAUUAUCAAUGGCUAAGCACUACUGCUGAAUCGCUUCUGUGGGUGCUCUGAGCAAAGUUCACCUGUCGAGGCCCUUGUUAGUUAUCACGUGGUGCAUCAGGGACUCAUGCUAACUUAGCAUUUAGAAACGCUGAUAGCCCAGGGGCUUGCUCAGCACUUGGGUGCUACUGUGAUCCAGCUUUCACCCCUGUUGUCUGUGGUGCAGAUUUAGUGCCAGGCCAAGGUGCCAUCUCAGAGGCUGGUUUGUCAUAGGGAGGGAGUCCCUACUUCUCACCUGCUGCACCUGCUUUCUUGACACAUAAGCUCCGGUGGGUUUGCAGUAGUGCAGGGAGCCUGUGGGGUUGGUGCUAGCUCUGCAGCGACAUGGGAUAUUGCAGAAGGUUCUGUAUCUGCUUGUCUUCACAAGUAAACCAUUCCCAGGUCAGAGGAUCACCCCCUCUAAUCUUUCUGCUGGUGUGCAGCACGUCUUUCCUCCAACCCCAGUGAGGCUGUUUUGACCUGUGUAUCCUGCAUCCCUGCCCCGUGUAGCUCUCUCCCAGCUCAGCCCUCACCAGGAAUACCACCAUCUCUUGGGAGGAGCUGGUGUGAGAUCCCCCCCCAGUCACACAGGACCCCACCUCCCCUCCGCCUCACACAACAGGCAAGUUCAUCAGGAGACUUCAGAAACACCUCAGGGAGGUUAUUGCUUAUUCUGAACAUUAGUCUGAGCUCAUGAUCAGCUGCCAAUCAAUUACCUCACGCCUGGCACAGCAUGUGGAUGUGCACCAGGUGGUGCUGAUGGUGCCGGAGCAGCCCAGAGGAAACGAGGGCUGCCAGGCUCAGGCUGGGCAGGAGGCUCCUUCCUGCUUCAGCCUGGCUCUCUAACUGGCUGCUUAGCGGUGCGCUGGAAGCCAAGACCUCAUCUUUAGAUUGCUACAGCGUGGUGUGCCCUCACUUGAGCCUGCUUGCUGCUGGGCAGUGGCUGCCUUUCCUCGCUCUGGGCUGCUCUGCCUGCGGAGGGAACAGAAUCUUGUGGUGUGCAGAGGCUGGCACUGUCCUGCAGAUGAUGUGUCUCUGCUGGCAGCUCCUGACCCGGCCAGAGAAAUGCUGCUGGGGUUGUGCCAUGUGCAGGGGCAGCAUUGUAACACAUCAUGAUUACGUGCUGUACAGCUUUGAUGUUCCCAUCAAAUGAUGUUCCCAGCUUUUUGUGUCUUGUUUUGGGUCAGGGAAUUUAGGCUUAGUACCUUCACUUCAUUCUUUGUUUGCUGCCUAUUCAUUCCAGUGUCCUGGACACCUCAGAAGGGGACCAUGUGAGACAGGGGGGAGUGUGCUUACCCUCUCACCACAUGUACUGCUGAUAGGCAGACCUGCAUCUGCCACACUACAACUGCCCCUUGCUCAAAACUUGGUUUCUAGCAUUAGUGCUGCUCAUUUCUGCCUACGCCUUUCCUCACAUCAGCCAAAUGGACAGAACUGGAGCUGCCUCUUCCACUCCACCUGGCUUGCUCCUCCCAAGGGAAAAAGCAAAACUACUGCAUUCACACCCUGGACACAAGUAUUAAGCUGCUUACAGUUCAUAUGUACAUAUGGUGUACUUUAUUUUCAGUAGAGCAUUACAUAGUAUGAAAGUGUUGGAUUUUGUACAGAUGUCCCUGUAUGUACAGAACUAAAUAAAACCAAUCUCUUGGAAUGACA
This is a messenger RNA of Ficedula albicollis (Collared flycatcher), 4143 nucleotides long. RefSeq names its product protein phosphatase 2 regulatory subunit B', delta (gene PPP2R5D). The coding region runs from base 144 to 1499 and encodes 451 amino acids. Gene Ontology annotation, cellular component: nucleus; cytosol; protein phosphatase type 2A complex. The transcript has 13 exons. The record is from RefSeq and is a predicted model, not a curated record. Gene Ontology annotation, molecular function: protein phosphatase activator activity. Lineage: Eukaryota; Metazoa; Chordata; Aves; Passeriformes; Muscicapidae. Gene Ontology annotation, biological process: signal transduction; protein dephosphorylation.